AGUAUUUAACUCCCUCAAAUUAUGGAAGGUUUCACGAAAGUUUGAAAUUGUAUUGUCGCGAGUGAAACACGUGACACGUUCGAAUUUUCAAUAAUUCAUCCACGAUCAGGUAAACGUGAUAUUGAAAAGUGGAAAGAUUUCGAGAGAAAAAAAUAUAGUGUGAGAGUUUGGAGUUAAGAGUCCUUAUUACAUUCAGAAUGAUCUCUGAAAUAUUGAAGAACAGUUGACGUGCAAAAAGGAGCAGCAGUACGGCUCUCUAUAACAGGUGCAUGUCAUCGAUUAAAAAGUUUGCCCUUUUGUCAGCUGUAAGACAAGAUGGGCGAUUGAAUUUUACCAAUAUGAACCCCACACCAGGAACACCUCCCGGUCCGGUGCAUGGGGUCAACGUUAUGUUGGGAGGAGCAAUGAUUAGUGGUAUUCUACUAGUAUUAUUCAUUAUGUGUUAUUGUUGCAAUAAAACCAAUAGAAAAUCACAACCACAAUUGGGAAGUUACUGGAGAGAUCCGGGAUUAUCGAUGGAAAUAUAUACCGUCGAAUCAGCCCAAAACUGGCUGGUAUCAGAAGACCUCUGCAACGAAAUUCAUCGACCAUCUACGCCUGGUCCGCCACCAGCGUAUGAAGCAGUUGUUCCAAUUCAUACUAAUGACCAACAAAACAUCAAACAAGAUGACAGCGGCCUACCGAGCUAUGAGACUGCAGUGCAGCAUCUAAAGAGUUUUAAAUCAUAAUUUUUAUACUAAACUGGACCAUAAGUUGAGAGUUAUCAGUGAUUGUUUUUUCGUUAAAUUAUAUAGACCAAAAAAUUGAAAACAAUAAGAAGUUUUUUGGAUAAUAUUCACUGAUAUCAUCACCAGCUAACCUAGUUGUUUUUUACAGUCUUAUCUAUAUAUAUAUUAUCCUUUUAAUGCAUAGAACAAAUGCGUUUUAUAUUGGGAUUUCAUAUUGGGAUGCACAACAUUAAAUCAUUUUAAUAUUUGUUUACCGUCCAGUCUGCACCAAAUUCGAACCGAAAACGGAAACAGAUAAAGAAAUUUUUCCUUUUGUUCAUGAGAUAAAUGGAAAUAACUUAUGUUUAGAAUUUUUUUUACAACGUAUAUCCAUCUGACGAAUCGUACACCCAACGAAAUUUUAAAUACGGACCUAGAUUUUUUGAAUUCUAUCAAUCACUAAUUUAAUUUUUGUUAGAUAUACUAAGUUGGGAUUACGAAUUUAAUCCGUAAUCAGUCAUGAUAAUAUAAUUAUGAGUGUUUUCAAUACUACUUUUCAUACACUUUUCUAUAGCCGUAAUCAAUCAAAAUCAAAAAUACUAAUAGUCCGCUGAAAUAAGAUCAAAAAGUCGAUCUAACAUCAACUUUUCCCUAUAAGGAGUAUUAUGUCCCUAAUCAACCCACGAUUAUUAUCUAAAUUCACUCAAUACACAGUUUACAUGAUCACUACACCAAGUUAUCGUCUUCAGAGACUGAAGGUAAACUCUGAAGACGAUAACUUGAUUAUCGAAACGCGCGUCCGUCGGUGUAAUUGUGAGUGUUGGUGUAGUGGUAGUGUAGACAGUAUGAAUAUCACCAACGGUUACAGAAAUUCCAAAUUCUUUAAUAAAUUUCGCUAUAACUAGCGAUUUAAAAAAGUAUUCAACCAUUUAUUUCACGAAAACAUGGAAUAGAGAAGCUGGCGUUUUCCAAUUCUGAACAUUCAAAAUAACAACCACGUAAAGUGACUGCUCAUUUCAUGAACAUUAACAAGUUUGAGUUGUAAUUUAAUAGAUUAUAUGAAUAAAAUUUGAAAAAUUUCAAUUACAAUUCUUUUUUAAACUUUAACUGAAAAAGAUUUUCUGUUGAUAAAUGGAUGCUAGCAUUUGUUAUGAAUUAUAAAAAUAUAGGCCUUCAAAAACUAUAAAAUUUGAGAGAAAAGUCAAUUUUGAAUACGAUCAGUGCAUAAAAAACUCAUGAACGAGAUUAAAAGUAAACAUUUCCAAAAUUAUCUAGAUCGAAACAACCGACCACUCAAAUAUUUGAAACCUCAAUAAAUGGAACAUCCCCAACGUUGUAUUUAGGAAGGGUUUAGGGGGGCUGAAGCCCUAGGCCUCAGACAGGUAGAGGCCUUGCAAAAUAUUAAUUUGAAUUAUUUAAAAAGCAGUAUUGAAUCCGUGGCAAAAUUUACAUUUUUUUCUAAAAAUAUUAAGUUUACAAAAAUUCGAAAUAAUUUUGAUUUAUUUAAGUGCGCCUCGAGUCGAUUUUAACUCCAGGACUCCUCUACUUAAUACGACGCUGAACAUCCCAUUAAAAAUAAAGAUAGAGACUAGGCAAAAACUAAUAAGGAUCAAGCAAUAGUUAUUCAAGCAACACUUGCAAAUUGUAUUUAAAUCUUUUCCUAUGGGAACUUCUCAAGAAAUGACGCAAGAAACAAAUAAUAGUCUAAAUAAUAAAUAUCAAAAAAAAUUCAAUUAAAUGAAUUAAAAAGACGUAAUUAAAAAAUUUUAUUCUACACAAUCUACUAAUAAAGCUACACCAAUAUUCCAUGCAGUAUUAAAACUGCAUAUUUUCCUAAUGAAUGCAAAAUUGUCAAAAAAUCAUGAAUCCGAAAACAAGUAAAGCACAUAAAUGGGGUUAUGAAGUGUUUGUAUUGAGUGGAGCAUCGAGAUUUUGUUACGAUUUUGACUUGUUCCCAAAGAAGAACACCUUGCUGUUGAUUAGGGGACCAUACCAAAAAAGCUCCAUCAACUUUAAAACAACACAACCUCAAAAAACCAUAUAAAUGGGGAUAUAAAGUGUUUGUAUUGAGUGGAGUAUCCAGAUUUUGUUACGAUUUUGACUUUGAGUCUGGAACUACAAACCAUCAUGUUACCUUCUUGUUCCCAAAGAAGAACACCUUGCUGUUGAUGAGCGAAUAAUCCCAACAAAAGCUCGAAUAAAUUUGAAACAACACAACCCCAAGAA
Diorhabda sublineata is the source of this 2933-nucleotide messenger RNA. RefSeq lists its product as uncharacterized. Lineage: Eukaryota; Metazoa; Arthropoda; Insecta; Coleoptera; Chrysomelidae. Bases 270 to 728 code for a protein of 152 amino acids. The transcript has 5 exons. The record is from RefSeq and is a predicted model, not a curated record.